UUCACGCGGGAUCACGAAAAUUUUUGAUUUGCUGCAUAGAUUCCUGCUGUGUUCGAGGCUGUGUUUGGAAGAUAUGUCCGUGUAAAGUUCUUAAAAUGAACAAAUGUUUUCAAUUUUGACGAGAGCAGGCAAUAUUUAGCGAUGGGUUAAGCUGUCAUAUAAUAAUGGCCACAAACGGAGGCAUAAACGCCGGCAAUGCCAAAGUGCCAUGGCUGACUAUGGAUAACACUGGAACAUCGCCACAAAGAACUCCAAAUAGACGACCAAAAAAGUCGACAGCUGUUUCAUCUGUGAGGCCAAGAAGAGCUCUACUUUGUCUGGAACUGCAUCACCCUUUAAGACAUUAUGCAAUAAACAUAGUGGAAUGGAAACCAUUUGAUAUUCUAAUUUUGAUAACAAUUUUUGCAAAUUGUGCAGCGCUAGCGGCUUAUCAGCCGUUUCCUCGAGAGGACAGCAGCACCGUGAAUGACAAUUUGGAAAAGGCAGAGUAUUCCUUUGUGACAAUUUUUACAAUUGAAUCAAUCCUAAAAAUAAUUGCAUAUGGAUUUCUAUUUCAUCCUGGUGCUUACUUGAGAAACCCAUGGAAUAUCCUGGAUUUUGUCAUAGUUAUUAUGGGUCUGAUGACCAUUGCACUUGGCCAGACAUGGGGAAAUGUAAAAGCUUUGAGAGCAUUUCGGGUUCUGAGACCAUUGCGAUUAGUUUCUGGAGUACCAAGUCUCCAGGUUGUGCUGAACUCCAUUCUCAAAGCAAUGCUACCGUUGUUCCACAUUGCGCUUCUUGUCGUAUUUGUGGUGAUAAUUUAUGCCAUAAUUGGCUUGGAGCUCUUUCUUGGCAAGAUGCAUAAAACAUGUUACGAUAACUCAACGAUGACGAUAACAUCAGAUGAGCCAGUACCAUGUUCGUCCAGCGGUACAGGCUAUCAGUGUGAUAUAGGAGCUGGUGAAGUAUGCAGGGGGCCCUGGGAUGGGCCUAAUAGUGGCAUAACAAAUUUUGAUAACAUUGGUUUGGCAUGCCUUACUGUAUUCCAGUGUAUCACAUUGGAAGGAUGGACUGAUGUAAUGUAUAGUAUUAAUAAUGUAUCAGGCAGUGCGUGGCCAUGGAUUUAUUUUGUAACAUUAAUUAUUUGGGGAUCGUUUUUUGUGCUGAAUCUUAUCUUGGGUGUUCUUAGUGGAGAAUUUGCAAAAGAGAAGGAACGUGCUCAGAAAAGCGGCGAAUUCCAAAAGUUCCGAGAAAAGCAGAUGUUAGAAGAAUCUCUGCAUGGUUAUGUUGAUUGGAUAAACGAAGCUGAGGAUUUACCUGAUGACGACGAAAGUGAAAACGAUCCACGUGGAAGUCACGUCACAUUAUCCAGGACUCCGCAUGGUUCCCAGUCUAUUGCGGAUGAUAUCAAUGAUGAUAACCCAUCAGAACCUCAGGAGCUAUCUUGGUUUGGUAAAAAGAGGAAGCAAUUCAAGAAAAGCCAUAAGCGAUUUCGUCGUCGUUGUCGAGAGUUUGUUAAAUCACAAGCAUUCUACUGGACGGUUAUUGUCAUUGUGUUUCUCAACUCAUUGUGUUUGGCCAUGGAACACUAUAAACAACCUGCCUUCUUAACUUUAUUUUUGGACAGGGCAAAUAAGGUGUUUUUGGGCUUGUUCACAGUCGAAAUGUUGUUAAAAAUUUAUUGUCUCGGAAGAACUGGUUACUUCGGUUCCUUGUUCAACCGCUUUGAUUGCAUUGUAGUGCUUGGCAGCUUGUUAGAACUCGUUAUUACUGAACUGACCGGUCUUCCUCCUGUUGGAAUUAGCGUGUUUCGUUGUGUAAGAUUGCUCAGGAUUUUCAAAGUCACCAAACAUUGGACAUCACUUAGUAACCUUGUUGCGUCGUUAUUGAACAGUAUGAGAUCAAUUGCUGGUUUACUGUUGCUUCUUACAUUGUUCAUGGUUAUUUUCUCCUUGCUGGGAAUGCAAACAUUCGGUGGGAGAUUCAACUUCGAUGAAACGUCUGUUCCUCGGAGUAAUUUUGAUUCUUUCUGGACAGCAGUGCUAACCGUAUUCCAAAUUUUAACAGGCGAAGAUUGGAAUGCCGUGAUGUAUGAUGGGAUACGUGCUUAUGGCGGUAUUCGGAACCCCGGAGCUGCGAUUGCUAUUGGAUAUUUCAUUAUUCUUGUCAUCGUUGGAAACUAUAUUUUACUGAAUGUCUUUCUUGCCAUCGCAGUUGACAACUUGGCUGAUGCGGAAAAUCUGACACGGAUUGAACAUGAACAAGAGAGAGUUAGGAAGGAGAAGAAAAAGAGAAAAUUGAUGAGAAAACAAAAGCAAUCGAGUACUAGUGCAGUUGAAUCCCACACCUCGCUGCCUGAACCAAAUGGGAACACGAUAAAGGUUGGAAAUGAGGCUUCGUCUGAGAGCAAACUAAAUGGACUCGCACUCCCAGAUCCUGAUCACUUGUCAGGUUCAAGACAAAGCUUGAAGAAAUCCAGUCUGGAACUCCAGGAAAUUGAAGACAGGUCAUCUAACCCACAGAUUGUUCCAAGGCGAGAUGAUUUCGUUGUGGAUCAGACGGAUCCGAUGCCAAUGGAAACCUCGAUGUUCAUCUUCUCCGGCACCAAUAGGUUUCGAGUUUUGUGCUUCAACUUUGUUACAUACUCGUACACAGUGAACUUCAUUCUUGCCUGCAUCCUAAUCAGCAGCGCCCUUCUGGCAGCCGAAGAUCCUGUCAGAGAACAUUCUGCAAGAAAUGAGGUUCUAAAAUAUUUUGACUAUUUCUUUACGGCUGUGUUUACUGUGGAAAUAAUCUUGAAGAUUAUAUCCUACGGUUUUAUCCUCCACAAAGGCUCAUUUUGUCGCAGUAGCUUCAAUCUUCUUGAUAUGUUGGUUGUAGCUGUUUCAAUCUUAGCGAUUGUGUUUAGUUCAUCUCAGUUUUCUGUCGUGAAAAUACUCAGGGUUUUGAGGGUUCUUCGGCCCUUAAGAGCGAUUAAUCGAGCCAAAGGUCUGAAGCAUGUUGUUCAAUGUAUGUUUAUGGCGGUCAAGUCAAUUGGCAAUAUUAUGCUUGUCACAAUCCUUUUUCAAUUUCUCUUCGCUGUUAUUGGUGUGCAGUUAUUCAAGGGAACCUUUUAUUAUUGUACCGACUCCUCAAAACACACAGAAGAAGAAUGCCAGGGAAAGUUCAUUGAAGAGAUUGAUGAUAAAAUCACUGUUUAUGAUCGUUUAUGGGAGAGAAAUGUGUUUACAUUUGAUAAUGUCCCCCAAGCGAUGCUCACAUUAGUUGUUGUUAUGACCUUUGAAGGUUGGCCCAGCAUUCUUCAUAAUUCCAUCGACUCGACAACACCUGGUAUUGGUCCAGUUCUCAACAACCGUCCGUUGGUUGGCAUCUAUUACGUCAUAUACAUCGUCAUCAUUGCUUUCUUCAUGGUCAAUAUUUUUGUCGGUUUUGUCAUCGUCACGUUCCAACAAGAGGGAGAGGAAGAAUUCCGUGGCUGUGAACUGGACAAAAACCAACGUAAAUGCAUCGAGUUUGCCCUCAAUGCAAAACCAAUACGUCAGUACAAACCUACCAAUCGCGUACAGUUCCAUAUAUGGCGAGUCGUGACGUCACGAGCAUUUGAAUAUAUGAUCUUUGCUUUUAUUACUUUGAACACUGUUGUGCUGGCUAUGCAGCAUUAUGAAGAACCAAUAAUCUAUACACGUGUUCUUGAUGGCUUCAAUAUUGGCUUCACUGCUGUGUUUUUGCUUGAGUGCAUCCUCAAAUUGAUUGCCUUCAGACCUAAGAACUAUUUUCUUGAUCGAUGGAAUAUUUUUGACUUCGUCGUUGUCGUUGGCAGUAUUAUUGAUAUUACUGUCGCCGAAAUACAGAGCGGAGGUGGCACACAGUUCAGUUUCAGUUUCUUCAGACUGUUUCGAGCACUUCGUCUUGUCAAGCUGUUAAAUCAGGGAGCAGGAAUCCGACAACUUCUGUGGACAUUUAUUAAAUCUUUUCAGGCGUUGCCAUAUGUUGGUCUGCUGAUUCUUAUGACGUUCUUCAUUUUCGCUGUGGUAGGAAUGCAGUUAUUUGGGAAAAUUGAGUUGAAUGACGACACAGCUAUAACGGUUCACAAUAAUUUUCAAACAUUCCCUCAAGCGAUCCUAGUUUUGUUCAGAUCCGCGACUGGUGAAAACUGGCAACAAAUCAUGAUGACGUGCACAAGUGCUAAUUGUGAUCCUCGUUCUGGCUCGACGACUGGCUGUGGCACUUUCUUUGCUUAUAUUUACUUUGUUGCUUUCUAUAUGAUCUGUUCAUUCUUGAUCAUCAAUUUAUUUGUGGCCGUAAUCAUGGAUAACUUUGAUUAUCUAACACGUGAUUGGUCGAUCCUUGGUCCGCAUCAUCUUGACGAGUAUGUCCGAGUAUGGGCCGAGUAUGAUCCUGAAGCAAACGGUCGCGUCAAGCACGUUGAUAUUGUUACAAUGUUAAAACGAAUCGAACCUCCGCUUGGGUUUGGUGAAUUCUGUCCACAAAGAGACGCUUGCAGGCGUUUGGUUGGAAUGAACAUGCCGUUGAAUCGUGAUGGCACAGUGGACUUCAGUGGAACAUUGUUUGGCCUAAUCCGUACUGCUCUGAGUAUUAAACGACCAGAAGGUAAGCUGACUCUGGACGGCGCAAACGAACAGCUGAGAGAAAUCGUUAUGAGGAUCUGGCCUCGUACUAGUGAGGAACUUCUCGACAAGAUUGUGCCUAAAGCUGAAGACGAUGAUGGUGUGACAGUUGGCAAAUUUUACGCGACAUAUCUUAUUCAAGAUUAUUUCCGGCGGUUCAAAGCAAGAAAGAAAACAGGGGUUCGUAAAAUGAGUUGUCAAGAAGACAAGACAUUUGCUUUGCAGGCUGGUUUGCGCGGUAUCCAGGGCCUGGGGCCAAGAAUACGUAAAGCCAUGUCAGGCAUGAUCGAGGAAGAGGAGGAGACUGAAAAGGCACCUGAUGGAAACCAAGAGGAAAAAGUUGAUCUGCCAGCUAUUCCAAAACGAACAGCGGACGGUCGACGUCAUUCUGACAGUGAAGCAAGCCCGGAGAAGCGGACUCCAUCCCGUCGACCGCGUGCAACGUCGUUCCGUCUUUCCGCUAUUUUUAAACGUCGGAGUACUGAGGCUGAUAUGGAGAAUAAGAUUGUCCCUGGUGAAAUACCUAUGGAAGAACAAGAACGAGAAGAAGAGGAACCAGUGAUUGAAAUUCCCCCGCCUCCACCGGAGGAACCGACUGAUGACGAAGAAGCCGCGUCCUCUUCCGAUGAAACAGCUUCAGAGGCAAGCGUCCACGAACCUACUCCGGAGGCGGCCGUCCAAGUUCCGGAAAAGAGUCUAUUGAAACAAUCCAGUUCACAUCCAGAUCUGAAACCUAGUUCCAGUCUUCCUGAUGAUAAACUAGUCGGUGACAGGCCUGCGCAAUCACCGAUACAGGAACGAAGGCGAAGUAAGAGUGAUACAAUGGUGGGUCUUGAAGACGCAGAAGGUGAUCAAGCUGUAUCUCUUAGCCCAGAUGAUCCUUUCAUCCAAGCUGUACAGCGUGAAAUCUCUGAGGCAUUCAACGUUUCUGAUGUAGAGCUAAACAGAAUUGCAGAGGAUUUGCUCACUGAGCUUGCGUACAUCGAGGAAGACGGUGGUCUUGAGAGGAUGCCAUCGUCAGCAUCCGUGUACACGCCAUCACUAUGGCAGGAAACCUAUAAAAAUUUACCUGACGAUUACACAGUCACCGACGUCUGAUGCUUAUGUGUCCCACACAUAAUGGGAGAAAUUUAUUAGAGCAACGUCACGUGAUUUGUGCAAAGCUUAUUAGCAUGAAUCACGUCCAACUCGCAUGCAACGUGUCAAUUUGCAAAAGAUGAGUAAAUUGGUGUCUCCCGCACAGAGAUUUUUCGCACGAAUAUUGAAAGUACACAAUUUAAGAAGUCCAAAGCGGCAAUAACUUUCUCUAAGCAACUAUUUAAAGAUUUUAUCGCAAGCGCAAAGGAUACGUGAUUGAUAAUAGUAAUGCGCACGUCUUAGAAUUAUUUUACAAUCUCGGAAAGCAAGGAGUGAAGGUUUGAAAGAAAAUUUUUGAUUGGAUAUUUGCAAGAAAAGAGAAUAUUUUUAUGUAGACUUGUAUAAUUUCACAGUAUCACAAAUGUUUUUACAAAUUAUUCCAAUACAGCACUAUAAAUAUUUCUCGUUCUUUUUGUCGUGAAGAUAUAGAACUA
Messenger RNA from Dendronephthya gigantea, 6178 nucleotides. RefSeq names its product voltage-dependent L-type calcium channel subunit alpha-1D-like. The transcript is spliced from 45 exons. Gene Ontology annotation, cellular component: voltage-gated calcium channel complex; membrane. Gene Ontology annotation, biological process: calcium ion import across plasma membrane. The record is from RefSeq and is a predicted model, not a curated record. The coding region runs from base 165 to 5705 and encodes 1846 amino acids. NCBI's taxonomy places the organism in Eukaryota, Metazoa, Cnidaria, Anthozoa, Malacalcyonacea, Nephtheidae. Gene Ontology annotation, molecular function: high voltage-gated calcium channel activity.